UUCUGCAAGAUGAUGAGUACAAAACAGGAGGACAAUACUUUGGACACAUUUCUCCAUUAUAUUGAAGAUAUGGGACUUAAGGCCUAUGAUGGCUUGGUAAUACAGAAUGCUUCAGACAUUGCUCGGGAAAAUGAUCGUCUGAGGAAUGAAGCAAAUUUGGCUUAUUUGAAAGAAAAAAAGGAAAAACGACGAAAGCAAGAGGAAGUCAUUAAGCGUAUUGGUGGGGAGGUAGCAAGAGGAAACGAAGGGAACUACGUCAAUAAACAUUUCCGCAUGGGAUUUAUGACAAUGCCUGCCCCUCAAGACAGGCUACCACAUCCAUGUUCUAGUGGAUUUGCCGUACGUUCACAGUCCCUCCAUUCAGUAGGUGGCGCUGAUGAUGACAGUAGUGGUUGCUCCCGGAAACAACCACCUCCAAAACCAAAACGAGACCCGAACACUAAGCUAAGCAUUUCUUCAGAGACUGUCAACUCGGGAACAUUAGGCAAGAGUCCAAAGUUCACAGACAGGACAGAUGUGGCAGCAAAACAAAGACCUCACAGUGAUGAAUAUACCAAGAAGAUUCCUCCUCCCAAGCCUAAACGGAAUCCAACCACUCAUCUUAGCACAUCAUUUGAUGAAACAUACAUUAAAAAACAUGGUCCAGUGAAGAGUAAUUUGUUCAGAGAAGCAUCAUCAUCUCACAUCAGUUGCAGAGACCGAGAUGAUGAAGAACCUGUUUAUAUUGAAAUGGUUGGAAAUAUUUUAAGAGACUUUAAAAGAGAUGAGGAAGACCAAUGUGAGGCAGUAUAUGAAGAAAUGAAAUACCCUAUAUUUGAUGAUGUAGGACAAGAUGCCAGGUAUCUUUAUGAGUUGGACCAUGUUAGUUGCUCUUCUCAGUGUGCUACUCCCACAGUGCCUGACUUAGAAUUCACCAAGUCCUCAGUGCCAUCAACUCCCAAGGGACAAAUUUGUGACAUUCCUGCACCAUUUCCAAAUCUAUUAUCGCAAAGGCCUCCUUUAUUGGUGUUUCCACCAGCACCGGCACAAUGUUCACCAAAUUCUGAUGAAUCUCCUUUAACUCCUCUUGAAGUAAUAAAACUACCAGUAUUGGAAAAUGUGUCUUACAUCAAGCAACCAGCUUCUGCUUCAACAUCACCAGUUCCAACACACAUUUCAGGACACCAGAAAGUAGACAAAGACCAACCAAUUGUUUCCCAUGGAAUUCCUUCAUCUGGUCAUUCAUCGUCACCACCACAUGCUUCAACCAACUACAGAACACAAUCUCCACAUGGCUAUCCUAAAAGUCAUUCAGCUUCUCCCUCUCCUGUGAGCAUGGGUAGGUCAUUGACUCCUCUAAGCCUCAAAAGACCUCCACCCUAUGAUUCUGUGCAUUCAGGAAGUCUAUCAAGAAGUUCUCCAUCAGUGCCUCAUUCUAAUGUCAGACACAUACCAGAAGGGAAGUCAGUCAGUGCAUCUAGCAGCACUUAUUGUGCAUCUCAAAGCAACUCACGAUCCAGGACUCCAACAAGCCCCCUUGAAGAAUUAUCAAACCUCUUUACCUCAGGAAGGAGUUUGCUAAGGAAACCCUCAAGUGGAAGACGUUCUAAAGAACCUUCUGAGAAACCCUCUGAUGAAAUCAAAGUAAGAAGUCACAGUACAGAACCUUUACCAAAGUUGGAAAGCAAAGAGCGACCGGGCCACCACCACUCAUCACCAUCCUCCAGAGAGUCAUUUAAAUCUCAGGAAUGGGAUGGAACCCCGGGCUCAACACAUGUUUCCAGUAGACUUGGAAGAUCAUCUGUGAGCCCAACAAUGUUAGCAGGAAAUAACAGCUCAGAAAUGAAAAUAAGCUGCAAAUUAGGUCGAUCUGCUUCCACGUCAGGUGUGCCUCCUCCUUCAGUUACUCCCCUCAGGCUAGCCAAUGAGCAUCAACACAGCCAGGUACCACCGUUACCCAAUAGUGAAUGACGUCAUGUGAUUCAACAUGCCAAAUACUUUCCACUUCUGUGUCUGUCAUCUGUUGCCGUCAGCUCUGUAUGUCUGUCUUCGUAUGGUCCACUCUCUGUCUGCCAUUAGUCAACAAAGUCAUCUGCCGCUCUAAUCACGGAGGAGCUUUGUGUUUCUCUUUCCUAUGGUACUACCU
Messenger RNA from Bufo gargarizans (Asiatic toad), 2125 nucleotides. It is a transcript of the gene NYAP2, whose product is annotated as neuronal tyrosine-phosphorylated phosphoinositide-3-kinase adaptor 2. NCBI's taxonomy places the organism in Eukaryota, Metazoa, Chordata, Amphibia, Anura, Bufonidae. The transcript has 5 exons. Bases 10 to 1950 code for a protein of 646 amino acids. The record is from RefSeq and is a predicted model, not a curated record. Gene Ontology annotation, biological process: neuron projection morphogenesis; phosphatidylinositol 3-kinase/protein kinase B signal transduction.